AUGGAUCUUGAGCCUGGUACUAUGGACAGUGUUAGAACUGGAUCUUAUGGUCAAAUCUUUAGACCUGAUAACUUUGUUUUUGGGCAAUCUGGUGCUGGGAAUAACUGGGCUAAAGGGCAUUACACUGAAGGAGCUGAGCUUAUUGAUGUUGUGCUUGAUGUUGUUCGUAAGGAGGCUGAGAAUUGUGACUGUCUUCAGGGUUUCCAAGUAUGUCACUCGCUUGGUGGAGGCACAGGGUCUGGAAUGGGAACUCUGCUGAUAUCUAAGAACAUUCAGGAACGAAUGUGA
Messenger RNA from Eruca vesicaria subsp. sativa (arugula), 288 nucleotides. The record is from the annotation of a GenBank genome assembly. Lineage: Eukaryota; Viridiplantae; Streptophyta; Magnoliopsida; Brassicales; Brassicaceae.